Seminavis robusta is the source of this 849-nucleotide messenger RNA. The record is from the annotation of a GenBank genome assembly. NCBI's taxonomy places the organism in Eukaryota, Bacillariophyta, Bacillariophyceae, Naviculales, Naviculaceae.
AUGAUUCUUCACGAGACUGUCAAGCUCUUCUGGUCGAUUUUUGCCUUGGUGGCAGUGGCUUCACCUGCCAUAGCCUUUGCUCCGGUCAGUACGGCUACCCAAGGAUACCCCACGAAAACCACUGUUCCAUCAGAACCACCAUCCAAAACCUGUCUUUACGCCAGCUUGGCAUCUCGUCACUAUACUCGUUCCUCUGGUCGCAAUGAACGAUCCAAACGACAAGAACGCGUGGGUCAUCUGGUCCAAUUCGAAGUGGGAAGGAUUUUGCAUACCGGAAUUAUCCGAGGUGAUGCCGAAUAUUUGGAAGAUGAAUUGCGACAACGCAUCAGUGUCGUGAGUGUCGAUGUUUCACCGGAUUUGAAACAAGCCAGGAUAUCUGUGUCGAUUCGAGGGGCCACAUCCAACAACAAAGAAACUAUGGAAUGGGAAGGAGAGGAAUUUUUGUUGGAAGAUGAGGAGGAAUUGGAGGAUGAGGAAGAAGAGGAAUUUUUGGAAGACGACGAUGAUGAUGAUGAGGAGGAUGCAUUUGACAACAAUGCCAUUGUCGACAAACGAAGAGCCUAUGCCUGGUUGGUACGCAACACCAAACCCAUUCGUCACACCUUGGCCCAACGAAUGAGCCACAUGAAAGCUUGUCCAAGUUUGACAUUUGUGCAGGUAGAUGUGGCAGCGGCCACAGAUGUCAUGUAUCUCAUUGAUAAAGUCGCCCAGGGAUACAAGAGAGAACGAAUUGGCGAUUACAAUGAAAAUAUCGUGCCUUCAGGUAUUGUGAGGGGUAUCGAUUUUGAUGAAGAUUAUGACGAGGAUGAUUGGGAAGAAGAAGAAGAUAGCAAGUUCUUUUCCAAUUAA